UACUGGUCUAAUUGUAUUGGUUUCAGCAAGCUUGUUAUACGUUUUUCAAACUGAAUUAAUUUAUCCUGCCAGAUUCCCUGAAGGCUCAAGACAUAAUGUCCCGAAACCAUCUGAGUUUGGAAUGGAAUAUACUGAAGAAAUAUUAUCUACCAAAGAUGGC
This is a messenger RNA of Racocetra persica, 160 nucleotides long. Lineage: Eukaryota; Fungi; Glomeromycota; Glomeromycetes; Diversisporales; Gigasporaceae. The record is from the annotation of a GenBank genome assembly.